AUGGAGACAAGUAAGAAUAGAAUAGAGAAACCGAAUUCUUGUGACCAAUCACUGCUUCGAUUUCUUCCAUCGGAAUUGAUCUUCGAAGUGCUCCAAUGGCUUCCAGCAAAAUCCCUAAUGAGAUUCAAAACCGUGUGUAAAUCGUGGCAUUACCUGAUUCGCGACCUGGAUUUCGCCGAAGCCCAUUACUUGUUCUCUCAGGCCAUCCGGCCGGCUGACUCUUCCCAUCUUUUGAUAUUGGUCACCAACCACAACAAUUCCGUAGCAAAGACUAUCUUCCCGGCAAAACCAGAUGGAGUAAUUUCCAAUCGGCUACCAAUGUACAAUUUCGAUUUAAACUAUGGAGUAAAUUGUUCAAACAUUGUCAAUGGUCUAAUCUGUUUGUCCAAAAGCGUUUUCUACAAGCCAAAUCACGAAAAUCAUAUCGAACUCCUCAAUCUCACGACUAAGGAAAAGUUAUCUCUCCCUACGCUUCCGUCUGCAUUAACAUGUUCCUGUGCAAUUCGAUGUUUCUUGGGAUUUGAUCCAAUCGAUAAGCUAUAUAAAGUGUUGGUGUUCUUUGGUUUACCCAAAAGGUUUUUCAUUAUUACUUUGAGUGUAGGCAACCGAGAUGCAGACAUAUCAUCGUCAUCAUGGAGGGGAAUCAGGGGUUUUCCUCAUAUGGAUGUUACCAAACUGAAGCAUGUAUAUGCUGAUGGAGAAAUAUUCUGGAAUGUGCCCGGAGUAGUCGUGAACUAUUUUGGAUUCAGGGAGGAAAGAUUCAGGUCAUUUUGCAUUCACGACAAGGUUCCUUGUCCGAUCAUGACCGAAGUGGAAGGCAAAUUUUCUUUUGUUACACUAGAGACGCAAUAUAUUGGUAAAAGGGAUGUUUGCAAAAUAACAUUGUGGAAACUGAUGAACAAGGACGGCCUAAUCUGGGUUAGCGACACUAUUAAGCUACCGGGGGAGCUUCUUUGGCGCAAAAGGCGGAUUAGCGUUAUUGGCAGUACAAAUACAGGUUAUAAGCUCCUAAUCACAUCAAAGUGUGAUUCGACAUUGGAUAUGUUGAUCUUUUGUGACGUGUUCUGUGAAGUGGGAAAGAAGAAGAAGAAUUGCGAAAUAAAACAAUUGAUGUUCGAGGAUAGUAACGUAGCCAAUCAGCUUUUCAGUACACUACUUUCAAAGGAAGGUGAGAUUGAUGUCAUUCAUCACGUGGAAAACAUUCUUCCUAUGAAUAUCCGACCAGGCCAGAAGAAGGCAGACUAG
Messenger RNA from Oldenlandia corymbosa var. corymbosa, 1245 nucleotides. NCBI's taxonomy places the organism in Eukaryota, Viridiplantae, Streptophyta, Magnoliopsida, Gentianales, Rubiaceae. The record is from the annotation of a GenBank genome assembly.